This is a messenger RNA of Colossoma macropomum (tambaqui), 1780 nucleotides long. RefSeq lists its product as uncharacterized. The record is from RefSeq and is a predicted model, not a curated record. NCBI's taxonomy places the organism in Eukaryota, Metazoa, Chordata, Actinopteri, Characiformes, Serrasalmidae. Bases 572 to 1231 code for a protein of 219 amino acids. The transcript has a single exon.
GGCUUCAGGACGGCGCCCUGUUUGGUAAUGAGAGGAAUGUAAACAGGCCUCUGCUGAGCUCCUGUCCGCCCAAUUAGACGCUCAUUAAGGCAGAAAAUGGGAAAAGGCUAGCCCUGGGCUGGAGUCCAGUCUUUCUGCUGGACGUGCUGUGGGCCUCUCACGCUUUGAUACUGAAAUAAUUGACGUUUUUAAUUAACUUUUUUGAUAUUAGUGCUUACUCACACCCCCCCUCCUUCUCGAACCAUCACUCCUCCCUAAGUGUUCCUUUCCUGCCCCCCCUAAAGCUGACCACUCCCCUCCACAAUCCUCUGCUGCACUGCAACCUUUGACCUUACACUGUCUCACUGACUAAUGUUGUUUUUCUCUCCUUUUCUCUUUUUCCUGGACACUCUUUUGUUUUUGUCCUGUACUGUUAAUUUCUUUUUUCUGUCAUGCACAUGCUUUUCCUUCUUUUUAUUCUCACGCUCUCCUUUCUUUUUCGUUCUUUUGCUUCCGUUUGCUCACCCCUUGCAUGGCCUUAUGUGGGUUGUCAUGGUAACCACCCACUAUUACACAUGUACAGUCUCUCUUCAUGUUCCCGUUUUCUCCUUCGUCGUCUUCCCUCUCCUCGCUUCCCCCGACCCUGGACACCAUCUCCGAACUGGACAUCCUGUCUGAUAUCUCCGAGGACGACCCUGACAUUCCGUUCGACCCCUCUGACCCCUCUGCCUGGGCAGCCGGUGACCACGGUAACCCUGGAAACCCCGGAAAUCCCAGUGACCCAGGAAUCUCUGCCGACUACGCCACUUUAGCGAGCGACAGUGUGUCCGCUCCAGCAGAGGGCGCUGUUUCUGACCCCACUGAGCUCCACCCCACCCCAGGCUCCCCUGGAGCUUUCCCCAGGUUAGGUUCCGCCCUCCUGUCCUUGCUUAAGGGUCUACGGCUGCCAACUCUGCUGGACGAAGACGGCUACAUCAGCCUGCCGUGCCUGCCAGAGGAGUGCAGCGCCCUGCUGCCUGAACGAGUGCAGCGCUACCUGCCCCUCUCCUCACCCUCCCUGCUGCCCUCAUUCCUCCUCAUCUUUGCAGUCUUCCUCUCCGCCUGCCACUCGGUGGUGCUCUCGCUGGCCCUGGCGCUGCCGCUGGCCAUCUCACUGUGUUACCUGGAGCCCAAAGCCCACACCCGCUUCUGGCCUGCCGAGGUUACCGUAGAGAUGACCUCUCAGGAGGAGACGUGUGACCCUGCUGCCUAGAAAUACCCCUGACGUUUGCUCCCCAACCUUACCUUUCCGUAGCGCUUAAUUUGUGCCUGAGCUGGCCAGAGCUCUACUGCGAUUUUGAGCCAUGAAUUUUGAAAUCACUAAAUUUCACCACUUGUUGCGAUUUAACAGAUAAAACGAAAGUUCGUAAAACAGAUGUGGUAACCAGACAGUCGGGGUAGCUACUUAUUUUUGUGCCAGCUCUUUUGAGCCACCACUCAAAUUUACAUACGGUACGUGCAAACAAAUGAAUUGAUCUAACAGUUUGUAGACAUCUGUGUGAGCUUCGUAACACUAGCCGGAUGAACCGUCCCGCCUAGUCCAAUUUUUGAUUCGCUGAUGUGCAUAAGACACACCAAAAACCAUGACACGUUUAAUAGCAUGCAUAAAUCGAUAUAGACACAGAGUCCGGUCGUACAUUUGUAUUUUUAUAGGCAUCACAGCCACACAGUGCACUCCUAAAGUAUAUUAAGGUUAGUAAAACCAAUACAGAAUCACACCAGACUGACGUUUACCUCAAUAUGACUUUUUAAUAUUAUUAUU